CUGGGAAGCAUUAAUUGUUGGAAUGGUUGGAGCCCUGCUAAUUUGUUUUUCUAUGCCUUUAAUAGAUAAGUUAGGAGUGGAUGAUCCAGUUGGAGCCAGUGCAGUACACGGAGUAGGAGGUAUAUGGGGAAUUCUUGCUGUUGGAAUUUUUGCACAAAACCCAUAUCCAUUGGAUACAACUAAUGGCAGAAGUGGAUUUGUAAAAGGUGGAGGUUUCUAUCUAUUUGGCGUACAAGCCCUAGCAGCUAUAUGUUUUGCAGCCUGGGGUCUUAUAUCAACUAUAAUACUGCUUUGGGCAAUAAACAAAAUAAUCAUCAUAAGGAUGGAAGUUCAAGAAGAAUUAAUGGGAGCUGAUCUGACGGAACACUUGGUUAAACAUGGGAAUGUAAAUAGAGUUGGCAUUUCUAGAGCUAUUUCUGCAUUUCGCCCAGUGUUAGAUACAAGUAAUGUCGACAAAAUAAAUAACAUUGGCUUAAACCCUGGCCAUAAUAAAAGCUUAAAUAUUAUAAAAAUUAUGGCUCGAAGAAAGUACAAGUUAUCAAGUAUUUUGCGGGAUAUAACACAACAUAGAAACAUGGGAGUAAAUUUGCCAAAAAAUCUUUUUCCGAAAAUCAAAAAGAAGAAACCUACAGUUGUAAGACCUGCUCAACAUAAUGUACACGUUGACGGCGAGGAUGGUACAAAAGGUGCCCCAAUAGCAUGGGUGAAUUAAAUAUGUAGAACAUAA
Brassicogethes aeneus is the source of this 727-nucleotide messenger RNA. The record is from the annotation of a GenBank genome assembly. Lineage: Eukaryota; Metazoa; Arthropoda; Insecta; Coleoptera; Nitidulidae.